CCAGAAUUUUAGCAGAAAUGGAAAGUUUAGAAGGAAGCAAGAAUUGGGGUUUUGAGGGGUUGGAGAGAGUGGAGUUGUGUUAUGGGAAGGCUCAGAUGUGUGAGAAUGGUGUAUUAACACUGAACCUAGGCUCUCUUGCAGAAGUUUUUACGUUUAUUGACCUUUCUUCUUGCCUUGACCUACGUCUGGUGUGCAAGAAGUUCAAUCAGAGUAUUUGUUAUGGCUGGAGUAUUAGGAUUUAUGAACUUGAAUGUUUGAUAAAAUAAAUCAAAAGAAAGCAUUGAGUCUGAAUUCGACACAUCAACUCUUGAGAAGCAUUAUCACCUUAAAAGUGAGAAUAGUAAGAUAGAAGAAAAGCUACAUGAGUGAUUGACAAAGAGUAAAGGAAGAAGUAAACUUUUCCCAGAAGUUCAAGACAUCGGAUACAUGCCCAGACCUUGUAGAGCACUAAUUGUUCCCUUCCUAACCUCACUUAUUCUCAUGGGUUGGGAGCUUCCAGAGCCUCAUAAGUACGAUUUUUCAAGUAGAAAAGAGCUCAAACAAAUAUGGUUGAAAUUCAGAGGCUUACUUAGGAACAAAAAGUUUAUCAAAAUGACAGAAUCGUUCAAAGUGUCUAAUAUCACUCAUGAUCAGCUUCGGUUAGUCAAGAAGAUAUAUUCAGUGCACACUGACUUAACAUUUGCAAUGAUCUCCAAAGAAUGUGCUGCCUCUGCCUAUCUUUUUCUCUGGUACAACCAGUUGAUGGAGUACCUCAAGUUAUCGAGAGACCUUGAGAACUUAGGAAUCAAGCAGAUUGAAGACAAGAUGGAUGAGUACGAGGGAAUUAAUAAGAAGAUGGUAGAAGUGUUUAAUAAGAUCCUCGCUAACCAAGAGUUUUAGAUGGAUCCCCACUUAA
This is a messenger RNA of Moneuplotes crassus, 895 nucleotides long. Lineage: Eukaryota; Ciliophora; Spirotrichea; Euplotida; Euplotidae. The record is from the annotation of a GenBank genome assembly.